AACGGAACGGCCGACCAGGGGUCGGCGGGGCCGUAAGCACCGCUCACUCCUCGCUGCAACCCCCAUUACUUCCUUGCCUGAGGGGCCAGUGCCCAGCGACGCCUCCACUUACCCUCUGCGAAGUGCACCCUUUUUCUCUGCUUGUCUGGCUCCUGGGGCAAAACUUUUCCUCUUUGUAAUGCCCGAGACUUCCUAUUCAGAGAUUUAAACUGAAAUACAGUCCAGCCCUGACGGCAUCGUUGUCCUCAUGGAACCACAAGGGUUUAUGAACAUUCUGGCAUAUCUUGUCCAACAACGGAGUAUUUGGAAAAAUAUCCAAAGUAUGGCGAUGUUCUUCCACCUCAGAGUCUUAAACCCAAGCAAGAAUUUCAAGCACACCGUGGUAAAAUGGAAGGAAUAACUACAUUUAAGUCAGAUUAUCGUCCUUAUGAACUUGUCAAACAGACUCGCCACGUACCAGAAGAAUAUAAACCCAAACAGGGGAAAAUUGAUCUUGGUACUACCUACAAACAAGAUUUUAAUCCUUUCGAAGUACAGCCUGUGGUAAAAGUCCGUCCUGUGGAAAGACAACAAGUUGAAAAAGGAAAGUUGGACACUGUCCCAACUUAUAAAGAUGAUUAUAGAUCUUGGGAUAUUCAGAAAUGUGAACUGUGUAAACCAGAGCAAGUUUACCAUCCCCCAGAUGUGAAAUUCGGAAAUUCAACUACAUUUCAGGAUGACUAUGUUCCCCGAGAGAUAAAGCCUAGGCAAAGCUUUAAGCCCUGCUCUGGGGUCAAGUGUUCUGUAGGCCCCUUUAAUGGUGAGACAAGUCAUCGUCGAGAUUUUGUACCUCACCAGCUAGAAGUCAUGUUUGCAAGGCCAAAAGAAGUUUAUAAGCCUACUGACCAGCCUUUUGAGGAUCUCACCACUCACCGGAACGACUUUCAGGGUUUUGCUGGAGAAACUGCAAAAAUCUGCAGACCUGCCUACACAAGAGUAACCCAAAACACUCAAUUUAAAGGAAGCACUGAAUUCCGUGACAGUUUCCAACCAUGGGAAAUUCCACCACCUAAAGUCAAGAAAUUAGCAGAGUAUGUGCCCCCUCCAGGAAGCAUGCAGUUAAACAGCACCAGCCAUCUUGACUAUGUUCCCUAUCAGGCCAGCCGUGUUGUUGCCAUCAGGCCCAUUUCUCACAGAAGAAAAAGCAAUUUUCCUUUCCAAGGAAAAAGCACCAUGAAGGAAGAUUUUCCAGUGUGGGAAAGUUGUCAUCAAGGACUUAUUAAGCAGCAGCAACAGAUUCCCAAUCCGUCUGGAAAAUUUGAUGGCUUGAGCACUUUCAGAUCUCACUUUGUGCCACAUGAAUUAAUUCCAACAGAGAGCUGCAGACCUUUGAAUGCUGCUGUUAAGAGUUCGGUUCCACUUGAUGAUGUUACCAUGUAUUCUAUACAGUACACCCCGAAGAAACGGGAAAUCUGCCCAGCUAGCUAUCCUUCUCCUCCAGGUUAUGUAUUUGAAAAUACAAAUUCCCAAGGACAUAAAUUCUUUCGCAAGAUCAUUCCUGCAAUGAAGGCCUUUUAGUAAUCAAAUAAUUUUAAAAGAAAGCUAAUGAGAGUUCAGUUUUUUAAGAGAAAACCCAAAUUUUACAGUGAAAAAUUAUUAGAGUUAUAUCAUUUUUAGCUUUUUAAACAAGUUGGGACAUAUAGAUCAGAAUUCCCAAAUCCAUUUCAUACUAAUGGUUUAAGCCAAGAAUGUUCUUUGUUGUUCUUAUUUUUUGAUUUUUGAACCAGGGCCUCCUUUGUCUCUCCAUGCUAGCCUGGAACCUGCAGUCUACCAGUGUCAGUCUCCUGAUUCAAGACUGUUCUUCAAUGGACAUUACUGAAGGCUAAAUGAUGUGCAUGCUCAUCUACAUAUGUCUGUUAUCAUUUAUACUUCUUUUUAUAAUUACACAAUUAUACAGCUACUCUAUGUUAGUUACCAGAUACAUUGGGACUCUCUAGAACUAAAUGGAAGGUGAGACAUGAAUUUCUCUUCCAAAAAGUCCAGGAUUUACUCUUUUAUUCAUUCAUUCAUUUAUUCAUUCAUUCAACGUAUUUACAGAGCAUUGAACAAGUCGAGUUUGGUUGGUGAUGUCAGAAACUACUUCUCUGCUCCUUGCCAUGUUCAGCAUAGUAAGAGACAUUAUUAUUUGAAAAGGAAAGGUCCUCUGGUCUGGGAAUCAGAGGACCAGAGUUCAACUACUAAUAUAAUCAGUUUCUGUUAAUGCCACUGUAAGCAAACUGCUCACAUACAUACCAUUGUGAUUCGUGUGUAAAAAAUAUUGGUCCUGUGUACCUCACAAAAGUUUGUUGGGAGCAUUAAAUCAUGUAAAACAUUUGAAUGCAUAAAGUACACAAGAAAGGUGUGAUUAACUAGCUAUCAGCUACUUUUCGUACUUACUUUUUUCCUUUUCAAAUAAGGAUAAUUACAGACUUAAUACUCAUUACCUGCUCUACAGCAAAGAUUAUAAAAUAACUUUUGAGUUUAUGAGUAAUAUGCAUUUGUGAGAGGCAUCUGCCCUCUACAGAGUCACAGGCACCCUAUAAAUUAUGGCAGAGAAUAGAGAAUUGAGAUUAAAUACUUUGGUGUGAAUGGCUACAUUUUCAAAAGGAAAAAUAUUUGCUAGGGCAGUUUUAGGGAACAUUUUCAGCUAUGACAAAAUCUUCAGGAGAAACAGGUACCUAUGCAUUCAGUGGCCAUACCCAGAGUCACUGUUCACUAGUAAGAGCUGUAACUACCUUGUUCACCACUGAAAGUUUAAGGAUAAGUGCUAAGAAGGAAGGGGAAGAGAUGCCAAUGAGGGACACGGAAAUAGCAUACUACACUUAUAAAUGCUGAAAGUUUCUAGAGAGCUAAGAUCAAGUAAUUAUUUUAAUAAGUGAUCAUACGUAGGAAAACAUGAUUGACUUUAAAAUGAAUUUUAAUGUUUUCAUAGUUGUUUAAGAAUAUGUAGUAUUUUAUGAAGUAUUUCUAAUUAAUUGAAAGGAAUUCCCAAUAUUUGCAUUUGUUAUAAAUACAUAAUGUUUGAAAAUUGUUUUAUGUGUAAUUAAUAAAAUGGAUUGGUUUUCAUGAAGUCAUUUCUGUAUUUUAGCUGAUAUUGAACUUCCAAAUAAAUUCCUAUCUGGAAAAGCCUAUA
Molecule: messenger RNA, 3151 nt
Organism: Mesocricetus auratus (golden hamster)
Lineage: Eukaryota; Metazoa; Chordata; Mammalia; Rodentia; Cricetidae
Gene: Saxo2
Product: stabilizer of axonemal microtubules 2
Exons: 4
Coding region: 388-1557 (389 amino acids)
Biological process (GO): microtubule anchoring
Cellular component (GO): sperm flagellum; ciliary basal body; cytoskeleton
Molecular function (GO): microtubule binding
Source: RefSeq, a predicted model, not a curated record